Molecule: messenger RNA, 4873 nt
Organism: Oncorhynchus masou masou (cherry salmon)
Lineage: Eukaryota; Metazoa; Chordata; Actinopteri; Salmoniformes; Salmonidae
Product: RAF proto-oncogene serine/threonine-protein kinase-like
Exons: 17
Coding region: 274-2202 (642 amino acids)
Biological process (GO): protein phosphorylation; Ras protein signal transduction
Cellular component (GO): cytoplasm
Molecular function (GO): ATP binding; protein kinase activity
Source: RefSeq, a predicted model, not a curated record
AUGAAAGGAAGGCAAAAGAUCUUUUUAGGGGUUGGUUGGGUAACACAUCGGGGUUCCUUUCAUGUGGGUUAUUAUUUCAUGGUUUGAUACUUUGAUACAUUGUUACUUUCUUUCCGGGCUAAACAUUUUGGAUUGAUCAUAACCCGCUACUUUUUUUAUUUUCUGAAUGCGUUGCAAAUAUGACGAUGUCAUCGACUCCACAUUUUGCUCAAGUUAUGGCGGAGCUGAAGUUUUCUAGCUUGUGUUGAGCGCUGAGAGCACCAGUGUUUGCUGAUGGAGCACCUCCAGGGAGCAUGGAAGACCCUGAGCAACGGUUUUGGGAUGAAGGACUCUGUGUUCGAGGGCCCUUGCCUUUCCCCGACCAUGGUGCAGGGCUUCCCCUCCGAGCGCCGCUCCUCCGACGACAGUAAGAUCCCCGACUCCAAGACCAGCAGCACCAUCCGCGUCUACCUCCCCAACCAGCAGCGCACAGUGGUGAAUGUGAGGCCAGGUAUGACCCUGCACAGCUGCCUGAUCAAAGCGCUGAAGGUGCGGGGCCUGCAACCGGAGUGCUGUGCUGUCUUCAGACUGCACCCAGGACAGAGGAGUAAAAAGUCACGUAUGGAUUGGAAUACCGACUCUACCUCACUAAUUGGGGAAGAACUGCUGGUGAAAGUCUUAGAUCAUGUCCCCUUGACAACGCACAACUUUGUUCGGAAAACAUUUCUGAAGUUGGCCUUCUGCGAUAUAUGCCAGAAGUUCCUUUUGAAUGGUUUCCGUUGCCAAACAUGCGGCUACAAAUUCCAUGAGCAUUGCAGCACCAAAGUGCCCACGAUGUGUGUGGAUUGGAGCAACAUCAGACAGCUCCUGUUGUUCCCGACACCAGGUGAAAGUGGGGGUCCAUCUCUUCCCCCUCUUACUUCUCGGCGAAUGAGAGAAUCGCUGUCCCGACUCCCCAGCAGCUCUCUUCAUCGCUGCUCCACCCCUCACGCCUUCAACUACACGGCCCCCUACCCACCCACGGGGGGCGCUCUGUCCCAGAGGCAGCGCUCCACCUCCACGCCCAACGUCCACAUGGUCAGCACCACCAUGCCCGUCGACAGCAGCAUGAUGGAGGAAGCAAUGCGUAAUCAUGAAGCAAUGCGUAAUCAUGACUCAGGCGGGAGUUCCCCCAGCCAGAGUCCCACAGGCUGGUCCCAGUCUAACACCCCAGCUCCAGACAGACGAGAGAGGGCUCCUUCAUUCAACACUCAGGAGAAACACAAAAUACGUCCGAGGGACAAGCGGGACUCCAGUUAUUACUGGGAGAUUGAGGCCAGUGAAGUGGUUCUUCACUCCUGUAUCGGCUCAGGCUCCUUCGGAACGGUAUACAAAGGGAAAUGGCACGGUGAUGUAGCGGUGAAGAUCCUAAAGGUGAUUGACCCCACGCCAGAGCAGUUCCAGGCCUUCAGAAACGAGGUGGCUGUACUUAGGAAAACACGGCACGUCAACAUCCUGUUGUUCAUGGGCUACAUGACGAAGGACAACCUGGCCAUCGUGACCCAGUGGUGUGAGGGCAGCAGCCUCUACAAACACCUUCACGUCCAGGAGACCAACUUCCAGAUGUUCCAGCUUAUAGACAUUGCCAGGCAGACAGCUCAGGGCAUGGACUAUUUGCACGCCAAAAACAUCAUCCACCGGGACAUGAAGUCAAACAAUAUCUUCCUACAUGAGGGCCUGACAGUGAAGAUAGGAGACUUUGGUCUGGCCACGGUCAAGGCCAGGUGGAGUGGUUCUCACCAGGUGGAGCAACCCUCAGGGUCCAUACUGUGGAUGGCUCCUGAGGUUAUCCGUAUGCAGGACAACAUGCCCUAUAGUUUCCAGUCUGACGUGUACUCCUACGGUGUUGUCCUCCAUGAGCUGAUGACGGGAGAGCUGCCAUACUCACAAAUAGCCAACAGAGACCAGAUCAUCUUCAUGGUGGGCCGGGGGUACCUGUCUCCAGAUCUCAGUAAGCUUUAUAAGAGCUGUCCUAAGGCCAUGAAGAGGCUGGUGGCCGACUGCAUCAAGAAAAUCAAGGACGAGAGGCCACUGUUCCCCCAGAUCCUGUCGUCAAUUGAGCUGCUCCAGCACUCCCUGCCUAAGAUCAACCGCAGUGCCUCAGAACCCUCCAUGCACAGAGCCUCCCACACGGAGGAUAUUAACGCCUUCACUUCCACCUAUAGCAGACUGCCUGUGUUCUGAACUACAAUACCCAACCUGUCCCUCCUACCUGCUCCUGUUCCAAAACAUACACGUGUUUGCAUGAGCAUACACACACUCACACACACACACACACACACACACACACUCACACACACACACACUCACACACACACACACACACACCAAAUAUCUACAGUGCCUUAUGAAAGUAUUCACCCCCCUUGGCAUUUUUCCUAUUUUGUUGCCUUACAUCCAGGAAUUAAAUAGAUUUGUGGGGGGUUUGUAUCAUUUGAUUUACAGAACAUGUCUACCACUUUGAAGAUGCAAAAUAUUUUUGUUGUGAAACAAACAAAAAAUAAGACAAAAAGGGAAGACUUGAGCGUGCAUAACUAUUUACCCCCCCCCCCCCCCCACCCACCCACCCCCAAAGUCAAUACGUUGUAGAGACACCUUUUCAGUAAUUACAGCUGCAAGUCUCUUGGGGUAUAUCUCUAUAGCCACUGGGAUUUUUGCCUAUUCUUCAAGGUAAAACUGCUCUUGCUUGGAUUGUUUCCGCUGGUGUACGGCAAUCUUUAUGUCAUACCACAGAUUCUCAAUUGAAUUGAGGUCUGGGCUUUGACCAUUCCAAGACAUUAAAAUGUUUACCUUAUACCACUCAGGUGUUGCUUUAGCAGUAUGCUUAGGGUCAUUGUCCUGCUGGAAGGUGAACCUCUGUCCCAGUCUCAAGUUUCUGGAAGACUGAAACAGGUUUCCCUCAAGAAUUUUCCUGUAUUUGGAGCCAUCCACCAUUCCUUCAAUUCUGACCCAGUCCCUGCCGAUGAAAAACAUCCCCACAGCAUGAUGCUGCCAUCACCAUGCUUCACUGUGAUGAGAGGUGUUAGGUUUGCGCCAGACAUAGCGUUUUCCUUGAUGGCCAAAAAGCUACAUUUUAGUCUCAUGUGACCAGAUUACCUUCUUCCAUAUGUUUGGAGAGUCUCCCACAUGCAUUUUGGCGACCACCAAACGUUUUUGCUUAUCUUUAAGCAAUGGCUUUUUUUCUGGCCACUCUUCUGUAAAGCCCACCUCUGUGGAGUGUUUGGCUUAAAGUGGUCCUAUGGACAGAUACUCCAAUCUCCUCUGUGGAGCUUUGCAGCUCAUUCAGGGUUAUCUUUGGUCUCUUUGUUGCCUCUCUGAUUAAUGCCCUCCUUGCCUGGUCCUUGAGUUUUGGUGGGCAGCCCUCUCUUGGAAGGUUUGUUGUGGUGCUAUAUUCUUUCAAUUUUUUAAUAAUGGAUUAAAUGGUGCUCUGUGGGAUGUUCAAAGUUUCAGAUAUUUUUUUUAUAACCCAACCCUAAUCUGUACUUCUCCACAACUUUGUCCCUGACCUGUUUGGAAAGCUCCUUGGUCUUCAUGGUGCCGCUUGCUUAGUGGUGUUGCUUGCAGAUUCUGGGGUCUUUCAGAACAGGUGUAUGUAUACUGAGAUCAUGUGACAGAUCAUGUGACACUUAGAUUACACACAGGUGGGCUUUAUUUAAGUAAUUAUGUGACUUCUGAAGGUAAUUGGUUGCACCAGUUUAUUUUAAUUUUUAAAGUUUUUUAACAAGUCAUUUUUUUCAUUUCAGUUAACCAAAUGUGGACUAUUUUGUUUAUUUCCAUUAUAUUAAAUCCCCCAAAAAUCUAUUGAAAUUACAGGUUAUAAUGCAACAAAAUAGGAAAAAUGCCAAGGGGAUGAAUACUUUUGCAAGGCAUUGUAUGGCGUAGAAAAAGACGAGUGACUGCGGUUUAAAGGAAUCCUCUGAUAGUGACGGUGGAUGGGAUCAAUAUGGGAUUUCAGUCACUGACUGAGUUUUUUCCAGUGACUGUUUUGAUAUGGAGAGAAGAGAAAAAUAUUGACUUCCCAUUGGGUUGGAGAAGAUGAUUGAUGGUGAAUGAAAUUCAUGCAAAUUAUAGGGUUAAUCAGAGGCCUACUGUAAUUUGCUCCAUUGCUAAAAUGGGUGCAAUGGACAGAGUGGCAAUGCAGUUAGUGGAACAUGUAAAUAUGUGAAAGAAAGCACAUCUACCUGGGGACAGAGAGGCAGAGACAGUGAAGGAAAUGCCUGAGAGAGAGUGAAAUAAGAGGCUCUCUAUCUCUGAGCUGUGAAGCACACCUUUCUGUCUGACAGGACUGACUGCCCUAGUUUCUUAUGUAGAAGAUAUUCUCUAAGCUGACCUGCCUGAAGAGGAGAUGAAGCCUAGACCAACCACCUUAUAGGAUGAUUCUUAUCAAAAACAGUGUGAUCCAUCUAUAGGUUUUGCAGGGGUAUUUGAUUGUACAUAGUCUUAAAUCAGAUAGAAAUUUGAAAUUAUUAUCAAUGUCUUCAUCUUCAUGCUUUUAUAAUUGUUUUCCUUAAUUCUGGAAACAAAUUAUAACUUGUUAGACAGUCAAGCAUGACUGAUUUUUAUUUGGACGUUUUAACAAACGCAAUUGCUAUGUUUCUACGGUCCAUGUGAUUGGUUCAUGGCUUUGCAGAGUGUUCUGAUCAGUAGUUACCCACACAUUUUAAUCAGCCCUUUCUUUGGGUAAACCAUCAUGAGCUGGAUAUUGGGCAAUUGUCUUUAAUAUUUAAAAAAAUAUUUGAAAUCUAAUUUGCAAUUAGUCUGCCAUGUCUCUUUCAAGGAGGUACAUUUCUUUUUUAUUGUAAACAUGAGAAUGUUGUUUAUUUCAUGUUAUUUUAAUAAAAUUAAGUUAAACUAA